Molecule: messenger RNA, 411 nt
Organism: Ostertagia ostertagi
Lineage: Eukaryota; Metazoa; Nematoda; Chromadorea; Rhabditida; Trichostrongylidae
Source: the annotation of a GenBank genome assembly
AUGGAGGCACCGCAAAACAUGAGUUCCGUGGAGGACGACGAGUUUCUCAUGCCGUCCAUGAUCGACAUGUCAAAAUACACUCAAGUGCAGGACGUGCUCCCUCCGCCGAACAAUGAAGACCUUCAUGUGAUCAUCAUGGCUGUUUCGUAUCUAUUGCUGUUUCUCCUUGGUACCUGCGGGAAUGUGGCCGUACUGACCACCAUCUAUCAUGUAGUACGUUCAAGUCGAGCCACGCUCGACAACACACUCAUCUAUGUGAUCGUGCUCUCCUGCGUCGACUUCGGCGUCUGCCUGAGUCUUCCGUUCACUGUCAUCGACCAGAUUCUCGGAUUCUGGAUGUUUGGCACGGUGCCAUGCAAGUUGCACGCUGUAUUCGAGAAUUUCGGCAAGAUUCUCUCGGCUCUGAUUCUC